AUGAAUGACGACAAUGAUACAAGCAUGCAGCAUCUUAUUGAACUGGCCGAUAGUAUGCUGGACAGAAUGCGAGGUCGAACAUCGUUCAACAGCGGGAGCAGCGCCAACGAAAGUAAUGCUAGCCGUGUAAGUAGGGAAACCAGAAGCACCGCACAAGCAGAACAAGGCUUCGCCAUAACAGUAUCGUUAGGACGCCAGAGUGACUCAUGUGACGACAGUACCGGCAGCAAUACAACCAUACUGUGCAGCCGCGACGAAUUAGAAGUGGCAGAAGCAUCGACGCCUAUCGCAGUAGCCGACCAAUCGUAUGGGCAGGAAGUUAUCGUAAUAAGCACACCAGCGAUGGAAACCAGAAUCAGCCGGCGAGCGCGUCGAAAUGUAUGCCCACCACCGAAUGCUGACACAUCCGUGAUCGAUUUAUCGAAUUAUCAGGAAGUGGGACCGGUAAUGGCACCAAUUGUGAUUAUCUCAUCGGACGAAGAAGAAGGUGAAACGUCAAGAACGGUGCCAACAUCCUUGCCACCACGACUACCACAAUACAGUUCGACUGAAUUGAAUACGACAUCGUCUAUUGAGAGAACUUCGGAUCCCGUUUCCAGUACGAUCCCAGCUAGACGCCCCACUAGACGAAUUAAUAUAACAAAUACUCAGCACCAGAAUAUAAUUGAGAUCAGCCUGAGAGAAUCAAUGCCAACAUCGACCGAGUCCUUGCCCGUUGCUGAACCACUCCCAAAUCCAAAUCGCGACAAAACGCGCCCUUCCCGACCAAAUAGAAUAAUCUGUCCGAUCUGCUACGAAAGGCUCGCCAACCGGAAGGCAAUUUCAACAUCCUGCGGACAUGUGUUCUGUUCCAAGUGUCUCCUUCACUCACUGCGGCGUUUUCAAAAUUGUCCCGUUUGCAAAGAGUCCUUGACAAACAGCAACAAGAUGCAUCCAGUUUAUUUUGCUACGGAAUGA
This is a messenger RNA of Anopheles maculipalpis, 957 nucleotides long. RefSeq lists its product as uncharacterized. Gene Ontology annotation, molecular function: transcription factor binding. Gene Ontology annotation, biological process: positive regulation of transcription by RNA polymerase II. NCBI's taxonomy places the organism in Eukaryota, Metazoa, Arthropoda, Insecta, Diptera, Culicidae. The record is from RefSeq and is a predicted model, not a curated record. The coding region runs from base 1 to 957 and encodes 318 amino acids. The transcript has a single exon.